GUCAAAUGCCCUUCGUCCGACUUCAAAGCUUCACCUCACACACCGAAAUCUUUGACUACUAGCCAUGGCGUCGAUGACUAGCCAGCCCUCAUCUCGUGCCCUCAAUGCCAUUCUACCUCUCAUUACAGCUGGACAAGCGUAUGAAGCCCACCAAAAAGCGCGAACGUUCGCGUCCAGGUACAACAAGUCGGGCCAAUUCGAUACAGCGAUCGACGUCUUAUUCCAAUCUGCGCGCGAGCUGCUGAAGGCGGAUCAGCAGGGAAGUGGGACAGAUCUGGCGUCGUUCAUGCUGGAUGUGUAUAAUAGUAAGGGCGAGGUUGUCAACGACGAAAGUCGAGGUCGUAUCACACAGCUCAUCGCGUUGACUGGCCCAUCUGGCACUUGGAGGAAGACCAUCAUCGACAAGGCUGUUGCGUGGUCAGCGAAACAUGGCCCGUGUCCAGCUGGCGAUGCCAGUCUUCACCACUACAUCGGUGAAUUGCUCUACAAGGAGGGCUCCUUUGACCUAGCGGAGCCGCACUUCCUUGCCUCAGGACAACGCGAUAGCGCUCGCCUCCUCGCAGAGAUGUUCGUUGAGUGGGAAGCUGUGGGGGGAACUGCGGGCACGUUCGCCUUGCGAGGGGCUAUACCCUAUCUUCUCAAUGGCAACAUCCUCGCAGCACGGACGUUCAUCGCGCACUUCGUGUCCCAGAUUACGUCCAAGCGACCUGAACUAGUGUCUACGCUCCAAUCAGCACCAAUACCGAUCGGGAAUAGCAAGGAGGCUCAGACAGACGAGAUAAUUUUCACGACAGAUUCUGUAUUGAAUUUCGCCCAACUCGCCGUGCGGACGUGCCAACGCGCUCAAGGCGCACAGAACAAAGCGAUGCGCGAGGCUUGGGUGCGGCUCUGUGGGACGUAUCAGAGCAAGGGCGGGCUCAUGGCUACCAAGGAAAUUCGCAAGGCAUUGAUUGAGCUGGCGGAGCUCUACUUCUCCAUCCCCCCUCCGAGGACGCAGGCCGCCAACCCUCUGGGAGACAUGUUGUCGGCCAUGUUCGGUGGUGCACCCUCGCCCGCGCAGCCUGCGAGGCGGGUGCUAUCCCCGCCCCCAGCGACAAAAUCGCUAGGACUAGAUUGAGUUGGUCCGAUUUUACCCCGGUUCGAGAUGUACAGUGUCGCUCCAUUCAGUACUCGCAUGCAAUUGUUCUUGUGAUCUAUCACAUUACCGUCUGGUGUGGAUGAAAUAAUAUCGAGGUUUUGUGGACGCGCAAGAUAGAUGGCUGGUGUAAUCUCAGCCGUCCGACUCGAG
Rhodofomes roseus is the source of this 1288-nucleotide messenger RNA. RefSeq lists its product as uncharacterized. Lineage: Eukaryota; Fungi; Basidiomycota; Agaricomycetes; Polyporales; Fomitopsidaceae. Gene Ontology annotation, cellular component: cytosol. The record is from RefSeq and is a predicted model, not a curated record. The transcript is spliced from 6 exons. The coding region runs from base 65 to 1117 and encodes 350 amino acids. Gene Ontology annotation, biological process: protein insertion into ER membrane. Gene Ontology annotation, molecular function: protein binding.